CUCUAUAUAUAUAUAUAUACUACGUACAAGUUAAGAAUAUGAAGAAAAACUUUAUAUCAUAUAUAUAGCUCAUAACUUUGUAAGGUGAAGGUAAUCAAUAUCGAUCCUCUUUAACUAGAAUUAAUUAUUAUUUUAAAAAUAAUAAUUAAGUCGUCGUCGUCAUCGUCAUCGUCAUGGCUUGUGUGCCUUGUGCCAUUGAAAUGGAGCCUAAGACCUUGAGCCCUGGACAAAUCAACCAUGUUAAGGCAGUAGCAAUACAAAUUAAGAUUGAGCAAGAAAAUGCCUCAGAUAUCUUCAUUCAGGGAUUGAGGGAGGGAAUGGAGCAGAUUUCUGAAGAAGAAAAUGAAAUGGGAGUUAAUAAUAGUAUUAUAGUUGAAAAAAAGAAUAAAUUAGGAAAGGCACACAAUUGCUUAUGCAACUCUCUUCUAAUUCAAUCCCCUGAUGAACUUAGGCAAAAGGAGCCUGUUACUGCCCCUUUCUAGACUCUUGGUUAUGUUUAAACUUCAUUAACAAAAUCAUAACAUAUGUUCAAGUUCUUUUUACAAAAAAUAAUAAUUAGUAGGUUUUUUAAGUGCAUGAAAUAUUUUUGGGAGUAUAUGUAACUAAAAUAUGUAAUUGGCCCUUUUAUUUGUUAUGUCUUAAUUAAACUACCACGCUUUUUUAAUUUA
Molecule: messenger RNA, 668 nt
Organism: Spinacia oleracea (spinach)
Lineage: Eukaryota; Viridiplantae; Streptophyta; Magnoliopsida; Caryophyllales; Amaranthaceae
Exons: 3
Coding region: 174-482 (102 amino acids)
Source: RefSeq, a predicted model, not a curated record